AUGGAAAGGAUCUACAAUGCCAAGAGGUGUCCGGACGACAAUAGAUUGGCAUUUACCGAGUAUCUGUUGACGGGAAAGGCUAAUCAUUGGUGGACCAGCAUGAAGAUGAUAUUAGCGGACAACCAAAUUCCCAUCUCUUGGGAAAUUUUCAGAAGUAAGUUUUAUGAAGAAUAUUUCUCGGAUAGCGUUUGUUUUACUAAGGAGGUUGAAUUUCUUCAGUUGACGCAAGGAGGUAUGACGAUAUCUGAAUAUACCAACAAGUUCAAACAUUUGGUUCGGUUUAAUACUAUGGCGACAAGCGAGGAGUGGCAGUGCCGAAAGUUUGAGAAUGGAUUGAGGAGUGAUCUCAAACUACUAAUUUCAAGUUUAUGUAUCAAGUCAUUUCCUUCCAUGGUGGAGAGAGCCAAGGUAAUGGAGAAGAACAUUUUGGAGGUGGAACAACAGAAGAAGCAGCAUCAACAAACCACCAGAGGACUGAUUUCUUCCAAGAAAAACUCGAAUCUGAGGAGAACCCCUUACACUCGACCCGCACUACCCUUCAUCUCUAGUGGGUCUCUUUCCCAGUCCCCGAGCGUUGUCGGUCAGUCUGGACAAUAA
Messenger RNA from Vigna umbellata (rice bean), 597 nucleotides. RefSeq lists its product as uncharacterized. The record is from RefSeq and is a predicted model, not a curated record. Lineage: Eukaryota; Viridiplantae; Streptophyta; Magnoliopsida; Fabales; Fabaceae.